GUGCAUUUGUAGCGCCGUGAGUGUCCUUCUUGUUUACACUGAGCAGAAUCUAAAAACACUUAUCGUUUCGUCUCUUCUCUGAUCCAUUGUUGAAGAUGUCGAAGAGAAAAACUAAGGAGCCAAAGGUUGAGACUGUGACUCUUGGACCUUCUGUUCGUGAAGGAGAGCAAGUUUUUGGUGUUGUUCACAUCUUUGCAUCUUUCAAUGACACUUUCAUUCAUGUGACUGAUCUCUCCGGUAGAGAAACUCUCGUCCGCAUCACCGGUGGCAUGAAGGUGAAGGCUGACCGUGAUGAGUCCUCUCCUUAUGCUGCUAUGCUUGCAGCUCAAGAUGUUGCUCAAAGAUGCAAGGAGCUUGGCAUCACUGCCAUGCACGUGAAGCUCCGUGCUACUGGAGGAAACAAAACCAAGACUCCAGGUCCUGGUGCUCAGUCUGCUCUUAGAGCCCUUGCUCGUUCUGGCAUGAAGAUUGGUCGUAUUGAGGAUGUGACUCCGAUUCCCACAGACAGUACACGCCGAAAGGGUGGACGAAGAGGAAGAAGACUCUGAUUGCACGAUGAGGCUCAUCAUCGUUGCAAUGUGCUCUUGAGACUGUGGGUAUUUUCUUGGGUACACUUCGAAGUUAGUUUUGUCUCUCUCCAAUUUAUCUUUCCAGUUGCUUUGAGAACAUUAUAAGCUGUGUUUUUUUGUAUUUGGAGUUUUUGGUAUUGAGAAAAAAAAUGUUAAGUUACUGAUCGCGUCGUGUUACUGUUAGUUGGCUUAUUGAUAUUUUACAUUUUCUCUCUUUUUAACUUUGGCGAAUGGAUACUUUAUCGAGAUAUUUAAUGCUAUGGUUGCUCAUCAGAAUCAGAUUAGAAA
Arabidopsis thaliana (thale cress) is the source of this 857-nucleotide messenger RNA. Its product is annotated as Ribosomal protein S11 family protein. Gene Ontology annotation, biological process: translation. The coding region runs from base 96 to 548 and encodes 150 amino acids. The transcript has 6 exons. NCBI's taxonomy places the organism in Eukaryota, Viridiplantae, Streptophyta, Magnoliopsida, Brassicales, Brassicaceae. The record is from RefSeq and is marked reviewed. Gene Ontology annotation, molecular function: structural constituent of ribosome. Gene Ontology annotation, cellular component: cytoplasm; ribosome.